Messenger RNA from Uloborus diversus, 1896 nucleotides. Its product is annotated as coiled-coil domain-containing protein 43-like. NCBI's taxonomy places the organism in Eukaryota, Metazoa, Arthropoda, Arachnida, Araneae, Uloboridae. The coding region runs from base 90 to 710 and encodes 206 amino acids. The transcript is spliced from 5 exons. The record is from RefSeq and is a predicted model, not a curated record.
AUAAUUGGUUUGCCGAGAAUCAGAAGUGAGGUAUAUUAGACACUUGUUUGGGGGCUAUUAAUAUAAAUUUGUAUUAUAUUGUGCUUUAAAUGGAAGGAGAUUUCACUAAUUGGCUCUCAGCAAAAUUGAGAGAUGUUCAUAUCGAUGACGAUGUUUUGGGUUCCUACCUAAGCAGUAUUAUAACAUCCGAUGAGCCGGAAAAUGAAAAGAAAGAAACUAUUCAGGACCUUCUGCUGGGGUACUCAGAAGAUGUUGAAUCUGAGCAGUUAUGUUGUGAAAUCAUUGACAGAUGGCAGCAGAUGAAAAAAAAAUCUUGUGCUAACAAAAAAGAGGAAGGAAAAAUUGAUAUUGUGGACAAAGUCGCCCUCAUAAUGGAAAAGCAGGCACAACCGGUUCAAAAAACUAUUAAUCGCUCAACAGAAGAUGAAAAACUAAGAGAGGCUAUUUUGACUCGAUGCACCUAUUUUUCAUCUGAAGAAGAGGAAGAGCACUCUGAAGAAGAAACAGUAUCAUCUUCAAAAGCUCCAUGUCAGAACCAAAAUGCCCAAGCUGUGAUACAAGCCGAAAGAGAUAAACGUGAAUUACAGAAACUUGAAACGGAGAAAAAGAAAGUUCAAGACAAAGCUAAUCGUGAAAAGCAGAAAUCGAAGCAGGAUGAAAGACGUGAGAAAGAACGUAAAAGAACCCAAAAGCGCGAGCAUAGGCGGUGAAAUUGAUUCUAUAAUGUAACAAGUUUUAUAUUUUUAGCUAAAUAUUUUUGUUUCAGCUUGUAUUUUUAACAUUAUAAAAUGUAACCUGUUAAUGUGGCUAAAGUGAGAGUUGUAGCCUUAAAGCCAGCCGUGUUGCUGGUUUUGUAAAGAAAAAAUGCCUCUUGAAAAUAUUUUUAUCAACAGUAAUUCAGAGCUCUUAAACUUAAUAAGUAAUUUUUUGUGAUUUUAAAACAAAUUCUACUAAAGAAGCUAAACAAUCCCCAAAAGAAGCUUAUUUCUUGCUGUGAAGAUAAUGACAAUGAGAUUUAAAUUACUGAUAUUGUAAACAAAAUGUGUUCACAUAUGUAAAAGUAUUAAAAAUUCAUUUUUGGGAAUUGCUGUUAAAAAAAAAAAAUAAUACACAUAUCCAAACAGUAUUAUUACAUAUCAUAAAAAUAAAAAGGCUGAUUUUCAUUUGGGAGGAGGGGUAAUUUUUACUUCAUGUUACUGAUUAUUAUUAUGCCUAAGCUACAAGAAGUGCUUUAAGAAUUUUCAUUGGUAAUAUUAGUUAAAAAUUACAACUAAUGCAAAGAAAUUAUUUGACAGCAAAAUUUAACUGCUUAAUAUUAUAUGUUUUUUUUAAUGCUUUCUUAAAAUAACAUUUAAAGACUUUUUUUCUGAUACUACUCUAAAGCCACCGAUCAAAUAUGGUUCAAACCAGCUUUUAGACAAAUAAUUUGAUUUAGCUUGAUUUGAAAUUAAUUUCUUGUUCCCCCACUCUUUCUUUUCAAAUAUUUUCUGGUGAAUUGCUACCAAAAUGAAAUAAAUCCAUUGAAAAAUGUUUGCUUUUUGACUACCUUUGAACAUGUGAGCUAUUCACAAAAAAAAACACAAUGUAGCGAAUUUUCUGGAGAAGCGUGAAAUAAUCAAAAAUUAAUGUAAUGGUUAUUAAUGUUUUUACAUUUCACUCAAAUUUGACUACAAUCAUUAUCAAUCCAUAUUAAUAAUGUUUUUGUGAAUGUUUCAACAUAAAAGAAUAAUAUAAGUUUAUUGGGGCUAGUUAUUUUAUAAAGCUAUUGAAAAAUAUUAGGGGGAUUUUCAUUUAUACUGAGAUUUUUAGGCUAUUGUAUUGAGUCAAUAGAAGUUUAUUUGUUUAUUAUUGUAAUCUUCAAUUGAAAUUGAAUAAAUAGCUUUUUAUUUGCACUAU